Salvelinus fontinalis (brook trout) is the source of this 7011-nucleotide messenger RNA. RefSeq lists its product as uncharacterized. The record is from RefSeq and is a predicted model, not a curated record. Lineage: Eukaryota; Metazoa; Chordata; Actinopteri; Salmoniformes; Salmonidae. The transcript has 2 exons. Gene Ontology annotation, biological process: proteolysis. Bases 4631 to 5965 code for a protein of 444 amino acids. Gene Ontology annotation, molecular function: nucleic acid binding; zinc ion binding; aspartic-type endopeptidase activity.
AGCGAGUGUAAGAAAUUGAAAUAGAGACUGGAAACUAGCAAUAACUACACUUCAACAUAAGCCAUAUAUUAUACAAAAACACACAUACUCCUCAUUUCUCUUGGACAUAUGCUGGACUUAAGACACCAACUAUAGACACACAUGAUUCCCCUCCCCCAUAAUAACCACAGACACACCCAACCCAUGGUUGGACCUCAGGACAAAGAACUCUCAGGAACCAAUGGAACGUGGACACCAGGCCGGAAGCAGGACUACCCAAAACCCAGAUCGACCAAUCGGAAGGCCGGACUCGCAGAUCUACCUACUUUGCUUGUUGUCUGUAUAGUACUGAACAAUUCUGAAAACGCCCUCUUUUCCAAAUGACCCCAUACGGAUCGGAUAGAAAAGAGCCGUGCUGCACGCUUUGCAUAAUAUUUUUACACUUGAAUAAACCUGCCUUAUUAUAAAAUUAUCCACCUCGUCCUAUGUCUCCACUUGGUCUCCUGUCUCAAGUAAAACGAAUUAUCAACAACAUGGUAGCAGAGGAUGGUUAAAACAUAUUUGAAUUAGGCCCAAUAGAAAAUUCAUCGGACAGGAGACGAGAGGGAGAAAGAUUCAAGAAGGAGAGGUGACCCGCUCGAGGGAGACGUCGGCGAUUCAACUCACCCAGGAAACUGAUCAAAGAGCUCGAAAAUAUUAAGGUAAGCAGAGCCGGUUUAAUCAAAAUCUGCAUAUUGUAUUAUAGCCAAUAUCUAAAUUCAAUGAUCAGAAGUACUGAGGUGAGUGAAUUGUUGCUAAAUUUAUGUGGAAUUGUUUAGAAUCUAAGGCAAUGUGUAAAGAUAUUUGCGAAGUAUAAAAUCAAGUCGCAUUAGUAAUCUGGGACUAGUUGAAACAUUUUUCAACUAGGAGCAUCAGUGAUAAACCUAAGCUUGAAAUAGGAGUAAUGGUAUUAAACUUGAAACUCAAAUGUAUUUGAAAUGUAAUGUGAUCUGUUCAAGUCGUAUUAGUAAUCUGGGACUAGUUGAAACAUUUUUCAACUAGGAGCAUCAGUGAUAAACCUAAGCUUGAAAUAGGAGUAAUGGUAUUAAACUUGAAACUCAAAUGUAUCUGUUCAAGUCGUAUUAGUAAUCUGGGACUAGUGGAAAUGGCAUCCCUCUAGGAGCAUCAGUGAGAAAGCUAAGCUUGGCGUAUUGGGAUUCAAGUCGCAUUAGUAAUCUGGGACUAGUUGAAACAUUUUCAACUAGGAGCACCAGUGAUAAAUCUAAGCUUGAAAUAGGAGCAAGGGUAUUAAACCUGAAACUCUCCAAAUUAAUGCUGUUCAAGUCGCAUUAGUAAUCUGGGACUAGUUGAAACAUUUUUCAACUAGGAGCAUCGGUGAUAAAACUAAGCUUGAAAUAGGAGCAAGGGUAUUAAACCUGAAACUCUCCAAAUUAAUGUGUGUGAUUGAGCGUUCCACGAGAUCUAUUGCUACUAAUUAGCUAUAAGCUAAGUUCAGGCUCCGUUAGUGGUGACCGCCGAGUCAGAAUCUGUGUGCCACGGUGAAGCAGCCAUUUACGGUUGAUGAGUUGACCUGGUUUUCCCCUCUUAUACUGUUGGCAAAUCCUUAAGGGAUAGAAUUCAUUUGAAAAUUAUUAGAGAAGCGCGUGAAUUACUAGUAUAUUGUCCCCAAAGGAAAAUUUCUGAAAUGUUUUGGCAAAGUAUUUAAUUAAUCGGAAAAAGUUUAAAUUAACCGGGAAAGUUAAAAGAAAUAAUAUCUCUCGAGUUAAAGGUCUUAUAAUUGCCAUUCCAAUUAUAUCAGGAGCGCCUGAAUUCAUUAGUAUAUUGUCCCCAAAGGAAACUUCUGAAAUAUUUUGCCAAAGUAUUUAAUUAAUUAAUUUAGCGAAAAGCAAUAAUAUUUUUUUUAUUAAAAAUACCCAAAACUGUCAUUCCAAUUAUAACAGGAGCGCAUGAAUACAUUCGUAUAUUGUUUCAAAAGAGAUAGCUGAAAUAUUGUUGGAAAACGAAAAUAAUUCAUAAAAUACACGGCAAUAAAAUCCUUUGUCCACGCGAGUCGGACACGAGACUGGGGGUAGAGAGGGGAAGAAAAAUACAUCGCUGGUUUCGAUCAGUAACGGGCUAAAGUAUACAAAGAUAAUAAUAGACCCAGACAUAGCUUAACGACAAAAUGACCACGACUAUCGUCCCCAAACACAAAUUCAACGAAUAUUUAGAUCAGAGAAUGAAAGAUAGAGCAGGCGGGAAAUUACACUACAAACCCGUUAAAAAGAUUUGGGAGGAAGUGAGGCUAAGAUGGACUCAAACAGGUUUUCUUAGUGGAGUCGCCCCAUCAAAAGGGCAACUCCUCAUUAUGGAGAAAAAAUUGGAGGAAGCAGUGAAGCAAGGGAUAGAAUGUGAAGUUGAUAAAAAUAAGAGUCAUUUUUAAAAAAAAGAAGGGACGAAGCAAAGGGAAAAGGCAGAGGCUGAGAUGAAAAUAGGAUUGUGGGCAAUUGAAGAGAUGAGAAGGGCACUCCCCUACCGAAAACCUGACACUAUGGGAGUGGUCACUGGAGCACCAACUGACACCAAAGAGGGCGGGCCCAAUAAUAAUGAUGGCCCACCUACCACCACAGCAACCCCAUCGGCCCCCACCCAUCUAUACCCAGAACUGCCACAGGGAGAGAAAAAAGCACCACCUCCCUAUUUUCAAAAUCCAUUCACUCACCUCCCUCAAAACCCCUUUCUGACCCCUGCUGUGGUACAGGCACCAGUGUUUGUGGUGCAUGAAGGACACCUAAAAGGAAGCAUGACUUUGGGGAUCCAAGAAGGGCAACUCCUGUGUGAAGAGAGGCCUGAUCAUCGAGACAGGGAGGAGAGGGAUAGAGCAUACACACAGGGACGUGGGGGGGGUUCCAACUCCGCCUCACUACAGGGACACGGUGAGUCUCUAUCAACCUACCCACAAGGACGGGGUGUUGGGUCUCAACUAGGCCCUUUGAAGAGAGAAGACAGAGAGCUGAUUCAGUUCUCUUCCACUCCAAACCCAGACUGGUUCAGAAACAGAACACGGGGGGAAAGUCAAAUAGUCACUGAAGGGUCAUGGUCGCCACCAGGACAUUGUCCCUCUGGGGCCUUUCUAAGAGGGAACCACAGCAAGGACGAUGAAGGUGGGAACAGAACAGGACAAGAUGAAGAGGAGGAGGAGCGGGACCUCAGGGAGUCAUUGGCACGGGCCAGAUCUAUGAUAGAUGAUGCUGAAUGUGGAGAGGGCUCGUACCAUAUAAAAGGGGUAAUGAUGGGGAAGGUGACGGAUUUGGUCGAACCUAUUAGACAGUCCGUUCGUCUCAAGGAACAGAACCGCAGGGGUGUCUCGUCCAGGGCAGACUGGGAUCCCAAACAUGGAGGACGAGAAGGGUCGGAGAUGCAGAUGCCGUUGAGACCCACUCCGGAUGGAGGGCAUGAAGAAUACCAACCCUGGAAAAUAACAGACCUCACCACUUUGAUGGGACAAUUACCCAGUCUGCAUGGGGGUGCCUCUGCAUGGCUCCUUCAACUGCAAACACUGACGUCCGGCCUACGGCUCUGUCUAGGUGACAUAAGGGCCCUUCUGGCUAGAGCAACAGACCAUACCACCAUGAGUGCUCUGAUAAGAGAGGCAGAUCUUGCCACAGCCCCGGCUGCACUGGCCCAGGAAGACUUCCGAGCGGAAUUGUGGGCAGUGUUGAGAAGGGCAUAUCCCACAGAACGAAACCAUGCAACCCUUUCAUCCUUCACCAUCAAUCCAGGGGAACAACCGGCAGCCUACCUAGACAGAGCGAAGACCACAUGGAGAACUGUUCAUGAAGAACCAUAUGACCAUACUGGCACCACGAUCAGCAUGUGGAAGGAGAUGGUGGUGAGCGGCGCUCCCAUUGAGGUCCGAACUAAACUAAGGGCCACGGUGGGGUUAAUGGCACUUCCCCAGGCUCAGUUCAAUUCCCAUGUACAUCAUCACAUCACCCAAUACAAUAAGGAUAAGGGAGGGGCUGAAACACAAGUCCAGUCCCUACAGGUACAACUUUUGAAACUACAAUUGAAAGAGGCCCAGAAAGGAGAAAAACCAAAGAAACAGAUGGUGGCUGAAGAUCAACCAGACAUCUCACAAAUCAUUGAAAAAACUGUUUCACAAAUGAUACAGCAACAACAACCCCCCAGGUCAACCCCACAGGGACCUAUCAUACCAUCACAACUCCUGGAUCAGCCAUUACCCAUGGUCACCCCACCAUACUAUCAACCAACACAACAAGGGUAUCCUUCAACAUGGGGACAACAACCACGUUACCCAUCACCAUGGGGGACAGGACAAACACGACCAAUAAACUGCUACAAUUGUAAACAAAUUGGACAUAUGGCACGUCAGUGCCCACACCCAUUGACACCGACCCAACAUUACUGGAUGGCAAAUAGGGCACUACAAACCGCCCCAAGGGGACGUGGAGGAGUCAGGCCAAUGAUGUACCAACCACGUGCAGCCCAGCAACCUGCAUACAAUCACCCUAUCCCAGACCCAAAUCAGCAACCACCUCCUCCUUUCCAGGGCAUGUCAGAUGAAUAUGCCCCAUGGCCCUGAAGCUGCCCACCACCACAGAACGAGAAUGGGGGUCAACAUUUUCCACUACACACCGAACCAACUAUCAUGUGUGAGGUGGAGGGAGUGACCCACCAAUUUUUGGUAGAUACAGGAUGUACGUAUUCUGCCAUAAGAUCUCGUCAACCACUCUCUUCGGAAACAAUACAGGUGGUGGGGGUAUCAGGAACACCCGAAGCACAGAACAAGACCAUUCCAUUGCUUUUCUCAUGGGGCCCUUCCAAUUUGAAGCAUCAGUUCCUAUACUGUCCCAAUUGUCCAAUCAACCUCCUAGGAAGGGAUCUACUAUGCAAACUGAAAUGUUCAAUUUACCUUACUGAGAAGGGCGUGGAGGUCUCCAUUGAUCCUAUUCCUUCAACACCUGCCCACCCCGUCAGUGUACUGAUGUUACCUAUCAUCCCAACCCCUGUGUUGUCAGCAACACAAGAAAUCUAUUGGCUAAAAUGCAUUGAGACAGGUCCUGGGACCCCGGAGGUCCAGUUUAAGUUCAAUCAACUGAAAUCACAGAUCUAUGCAUUACACCCAUACAAGACCCCACAAGCUGAAAUUCACUGCACAUUGAAUGUGACAGACAAUGACGUGAACACAUACACCGAUGACUGGGAUGAGAACAUGAUGCACCUAACGCCAUCCAUCAGGUGUUGCACCAUUGUGUGUGGACAAGAGGGGGUGGCAGCACCAGUUAUCCUACCACCUCAUUUGAAAUCCUGGUACUUACUAGGGGAGGAGUCAGCUCCCCAUGUUACACUAGCGGUGGGAAACGGUUUUGAAGCAAGGAGCCUGGGCCCUAUGAUCAGACGAGCAUCCAAACUUCAGUGGGAACCCACCCAAACACCGGGAAUAGACAAGGCCACCACUGAAAACAUGUGGAGGUUCAUGACUGUUGACACUGAAGAACACUGUUUUCCAGAACGACUGACCCUGCCAAGACACCAUGGUAAGCCAUACACCGACCACCCAUCUACCAAAGCAUUGAUCUCCACCAUAGAUGAAAGGUUAUGGACUCACACCCCUUUUGAUGUGGGCCAACUACAGGUGACACCGGUCACCAUCACCCUACUGAACCCAGAUCAAAUACCUAUCUACCGAACUCAAUACCGGUUGAAACCCGAACAGAUCAUGGGGAUCGAACCGACCAUUGAUGGGUUACUGAGAGCACAGGUUAUCUAUCGAACUGUAUCUCCAUGGAACACGCCGAUUCUACCAGUGCUGAAAGCCGGAGGAGAAACAUAUCGGAUGGUUCAAGACUUCCGAGCAGUAAAUGACGUUACUGCACCAAUAGACCUACCUGUCCCUGACCCUCACAUCACUCUGAGCAACCUGUCUCCAAAACACCAAUACUUCACGGUGGUGGAUCUGGCUAAUGCUUUCUUCAGCACUUGAUGAAGCCUCUCAGCCACUCUUUGCUUUCACGUAUGAACAUCAUCAGUACACUUAUUUUGUUCUUCCACAGGGUUAUAGGUGUUCACCCGGAAUAUUCAAUCAUAUCCUAAAGACACACCUGGCAGAGUUGAAAAUCCCAGAAGGUGUGAUACUAAUCCAAUAUGUAGAUGACCUUUUGCUGGGGGCUCCCACGUCGGAUCUCUGCCUUGAGAUGACAAAAACACUACUGGACUUUCUGGCCGUCAAAGGAUACAAAGUCAAAAUGAGCAAAGUCCAGACCUGUCGCAGAACUGUCCUUUUCCUUGGCAGAGAAAUCUCAGGAGAAGGAGCAGGACUCUCCAAAAGCCACAGAGACUCGAUACUUCAUCAUCCACGCCCCAUCACGGUGUCGGGAAUGUUGUCUUUCCUUGGCUUGACAGGGUACAGCCGAACACACAUCCCAGACUACACUGCCAGAACUGAGCCACUGAGAGAAAUAGUGCGAGAGGCGGGAUCAAGGAACCUACACUCGUCAUUGACAUGGACCACUGAAGCAUCAAAGGCGUUUGCACUCUUGAAAACAGAUCUCUCAGUGGCAGCAGCAUUGACAUCACCUGACUACAAAAACAAAUUCCAUCUGGAUGUUUCUGAAAAGGAAGGAUUCACAUCAUCCAUCCUUUUUCAGAAACAAGAGGGGGAGAGAAGAGUGUUGAUGUAUCACUCCUCCAAAUUGGACCACAUUGAAGUAGGACAAACCACGUGUUCCAGGUAUGUGGCUGCAGUGGCAAAAGCUAUUGAAAAAACAGCCCACCUGGUAAUGUGUCAUCCAUUGGAGAUUCACACCCACCAUGGGGUUGCAGCAUAUCUGAUGAGCAAAGAAUUCACGUUCAGCGCUGAAAGAAAAACGAAAAUCCAGAAUAAAUGCACACAAUCUCACAUCACAUUUGUCAACACUGACAAAAACAUGGCAGACGCACUCAAUGCUGAAGAAGGUCUGCCCCACUCCUGUGCAGAAAGAGCUGCACAAGAAUUGAAACUGAGACCUGACCUGGGGAACGAACCACUCA